CGGGGGACGAGCCCGGGUCGUCGGAUUCCUUGUUUUCCCAGUAUCGGUUCGAGCUGAUGAAGUGGAUGUGGAUGGGACAGUGGAAGAUGACUUGGGUAAAAGCAGAGAAGGAUCUCGAACGGAUGAUGAAGUUGUUCAGAGAGAGGAAGAAGCAAUCCAACUAGAUGGCUUAAAUGCAUCCCAGAUCAAAGAAAUCAGAGAAAAAUCUGAGAAGUUUGCAUUUCAAGCAGAAGUGAACAGAAUGAUGAAACUUAUUGUCAAUUCUUUAUAUAAAAAUAAAGAGAUUUUCCUGAGGGAGCUUAUUUCAAAUGCUUCGGAUGCUCUAGAUAAGAUCCGGUUAAUAUCCUUGACUGAUGAAAGUGCUCUUGCUGGUAACGAGGAACUUACGGUCAAAAUCAAGUGUGAUAAAGAAAAGAACAUGCUUCAUGUCACAGAUACCGGUAUUGGCAUGACAAAAGAGGAGUUGGUUAAAAACCUGGGUACCAUUGCAAAGUCUGGUACAAGUGAAUUUUUGAACAAAAUGACUGAGAUGCAGGAUGAUGGUCAGUCAACAUCUGAGCUAAUUGGCCAGUUUGGUGUUGGCUUCUAUUCUGCUUUCUUAGUAGCAGACAGAGUUAUUGUCACAUCAAAACACAACAAUGAUACUCAACAUAUUUGGGAGUCAGAUUCAAAUGAAUUCUCUGUGAUUGAUGACCCAAGAGGAAACACUUUAGGACGUGGCACAACCAUAACCCUUGUCUUGAAGGAGGAAGCAUCAGACUAUCUUGAGCUGGAUACUGUUAAAAAUCUAGUAAAGAAAUACUCACAAUUCAUAAACUUCCCCAUAUAUUUAUGGAGCAGCAAGACUGAGACUGUUGAAGAACCCAUUGAAGAGGAGGAAGCAAAGGAAAAAGAAGAAGCAGAUGAUGAUGAAGCUGCAGUUGAAGAGGAGGAAGAAAAGAAACCAAAAACUAAGAAGGUUGAAAAGACUGUCUGGGACUGGGAGCUCAUGAAUGACAUAAAACCAAUCUGGCAGAGACCAUCUAAAGAAGUUGAAGAAGAUGAAUACAAAGCUUUUUACAAAACCUUUUCUGGGGAACAUGAUGACCCUAUGACUUUCACCCACUUCACUGCUGAAGGGGAAGUUACUUUCAAAUCUAUCUUGUUUGUUCCUAAUUCUGCUCCACGUGGCCUGUUUGAUGAAUAUGGAUCCAAAAAAAGUGAUUUCAUUAAGCUGUAUGUUCGGAGAGUGUUCAUCACUGAUGACUUCCAUGACAUGAUGCCCAAAUAUCUGAACUUCAUUAAGGGUGUUGUGGAUUCUGAUGAUCUUCCUUUGAAUGUAUCUCGUGAAACACUUCAGCAGCAUAAAUUGUUAAAGGUGAUCAGGAAGAAACUUGUUCGCAAAACUCUUGACAUGAUCAAGAAAAUUGCAGAAGAAAAAUACAAUGACACAUUCUGGAAAGAGUUUGGUACUAAUGUAAAGCUUGGAGUUAUUGAGGAUCACUCCAAUCGUACACGACUGGCUAAACUUCUUCGCUUCCAGUCUUCCCAUCAUGAAAGUAACCUCACAAGCCUUGACCAGUAUGUGGAAAGAAUGAAAGAAAAGCAAGACAAAAUUUAUUUCAUGGCAGGUGCCAGCAGAAAGGAGGCCGAGUCCUCACCAUUUGUUGAACGUCUUCUGAAAAAGGGCUAUGAAGUGAUCUAUUUGACUGAACCUGUAGAUGAAUACUGUAUUCAGGCUCUGCCAGCAUUUGAUGGCAAGAGGUUUCAGAAUGUAGCCAAAGAAGGCGUCAGCUUUGAAGAAAGUGAAAAGUCUAAGGAGAGUCGGGAAGCCUUAGAAAAGGAAUUUGAACCACUCUUAAACUGGAUGAAAGACAAAGCCCUGAAAGACAGGAUUGAAAAAGCUGUGCUAUCUCAACGUUUAACCCAGUCUCCAUGUGCUCUUGUGGCUAGUCAGUAUGGAUGGUCUGGUAACAUGGAAAGAAUAAUGAAGGCUCAAGCUUACCAAACUGGGAAGGAUAUAUCUACAAAUUAUUAUGCUAGCCAAAAGAAGACAUUUGAAAUUAAUCCCAGACAUCCAUUGAUCAAGGACAUGCUGAGGCGAGUCAAGGAAAACGAAGAUGACAAAACAGUUUCAGAUCUUGCAGUCGUGUUGUUUGAAACUGCAACUUUGAGGUCAGGAUAUAUGUUACCAGACACCAAGGAAUAUGGAGACAGAAUAGAAAGGAUGCUUCGUUUAAGUUUAAACAUUGACCUGGAUGCAAAGGUGGAAGAGGAACCUGAAGAGCCUGAAGAGGCAGCUGAGGAGGCAGAGGAGCAAGAUGAAGAGGAGGUGGAUGCUGAUGCUGAAGACAGUGAAACACAGAAGGAAUCCACAGAUGUGAAAGAUGAACUGUAAGCUGCACUCAACUUACCGUCCUCCACUGGGGGGUUAGGAGGGAAUGUGAAUGAGAUUGUUUUGGUUUUUUUUUUUUUAACUGUAAAAUGUUGAGGGGUGGUAUGGGGUUUAAGGGUAAGAGGAUUUUUGUUUUAAGUUCAUUUUUCUAAAAACAUUCCUCAUGAAUGUAAAUUUGUAUUAUUUAACUGACUUGGUGUAAAAUCUUGUCAUGUAUAAAAUGUUCCCAAACACCAC
Merops nubicus (carmine bee-eater) is the source of this 2611-nucleotide messenger RNA. RefSeq names its product heat shock protein 90kDa beta (Grp94), member 1 (gene HSP90B1). The transcript has 17 exons. NCBI's taxonomy places the organism in Eukaryota, Metazoa, Chordata, Aves, Coraciiformes, Meropidae. Gene Ontology annotation, biological process: protein folding. Gene Ontology annotation, molecular function: ATP-dependent protein folding chaperone; ATP hydrolysis activity; ATP binding. The annotation marks the transcript as partial. The record is from RefSeq and is a predicted model, not a curated record.